This is a messenger RNA of Triplophysa dalaica, 5429 nucleotides long. It is a transcript of the gene specc1la, whose product is annotated as sperm antigen with calponin homology and coiled-coil domains 1-like a. Gene Ontology annotation, cellular component: microtubule organizing center; filamentous actin. Gene Ontology annotation, biological process: actin cytoskeleton organization. The record is from RefSeq and is a predicted model, not a curated record. Gene Ontology annotation, molecular function: protein binding. NCBI's taxonomy places the organism in Eukaryota, Metazoa, Chordata, Actinopteri, Cypriniformes, Nemacheilidae. The coding region runs from base 198 to 3575 and encodes 1125 amino acids. The transcript is spliced from 17 exons.
GUAGCCCUGCUCUCAGGCAGUGGCCAGUAUUAAGUGUAGCAUGAGACGAUGCCACAGACGAUUAAAUCACGGAAUACCCGAUGUUGUUUACCCCUUAACAUCACCAAGAAGACCAUCUAUCCCGACAAGCGCUUAUACAGACAGAAAGAAGGGAGUCAAGACUGAGGGGUAGAUGUAUCAGCAGGAGCGAGCGCAGUAUGAAGAAAGCAGGCAGGCCAGCGGGGAACAAGGCAGCGAGUGGAGGAGUUAAAGGUGACACUGUGACAGCUGGAACCUCUGCUGGCAAACCUGCUGUUAAGAGCCCGACAACAGCUCCACUCUCCAAGGUGAAAAGUAAUGAUGAUCUUUUAGCUGCUAUGGCUGGGAACAGUGCAGGAGCGAACAACAUUGUUGCCAAGGGCAAGAAAUCGACCUCCGCUCACUCAACGUCCUCUAACAAUAACAACCCUGACAGCAAGACCAAGAGCAACUCAGGCACAUCCGGCAAACGAACGUCAUCCACGGCCUCCAAGGAGUCGAACUCCUCGCGAGAUCGUUUUCGAACCUCCAGAAGCUCCAACUGUAAGAAACAGUCAUCCACUGGUGGAUCUGAUAGACCCCAGACCAGACAUUCUCAUGGACAAGCCCACGUAUCAGACUCCGAGAGCCGCAUGAGCAAAUCUAAAUCUGACGGACAUCUAAAUGACAAAGUGGCCCUGGAGGCCAAAGUGAAAGAUCUUUUAGGUCUGGCCAAGGGCAAAGACGUGGAAAUCCUACAGCUACGGGGUGAGCUGAGGGACAUGAGGGUUCAGCUGGGACUGCCUGAGGAGGAUGAAGAAGAAGAAAGCCCACCAGAGAGGGAGGCAACUGCAGUGAUCACCGCUGCAGAUGUUGAGUCAACGUUGCUGCUCCUGCAGGAGCAGAACCAGGCCAUCCGCGGGGAGCUCAACCUUCUUAAAAACGAAAACCGAAUGUUAAAGGACCGUCUCAAUGCUCUGGGCUUUUCCCUGGAGCAGAGAUUGGAUGGGGCUGAAAAAAACUUUGUCUAUCCCACCAGUCCUGCCCCUUUGUCCUCUGGAGGUGGUGGAGGUCAUGGAGACUGUGCUAACGUGGCCUUGUCUGCAGAAGGUUCUACACCGGGCUCCUUGGAGGACUUACUCACAGGUGGCCAGCGAAGUGGCUCAACAGACAACCUGGAUAGCGAGUCUAGUGAGGUCUAUCAAGCGGUUACCUCCAGCGACGAUGCUUUAGACGCCCCUUCGGGCUGCGGUUCUCUGUCGUCCUCUGAGUCCGAAGGUGGAGCUCCGGCAUGUCGCAGUUCCUCCCGUAAGGGGAGUAGCAGCAACACCAGCGAGGUAUCGGUGGCCUGCCUGACAGAGCGUAUACACCAGAUGGAGGAGAACCAGCACAGCACAGCCGAGGAGCUCCAGGCGACCCUGCAGGAGCUGGCAGACCUGCAGCAGAUCACGCAGGAGCUAAAUGGCGAGAACGAACGGCUCGGAGAAGAAAAGGUCCUUCUCAUGGAUUCUCUUUGCCAACAGAGUGAUAAACUAGAGCAUUGUGGCCGACAAAUCGAGUACUUCCGAUCGCUGUUGGACGAGCAUGGUGUUGGCUAUACGGUGGAUGAAGACAUCAAGAGUGGGCGAUACCUGGAUCUGGAGCAGCGCUAUGUGGAUCUUGUGGAAAACACUCGCUUUGAGCGCGAGCAGCUUUUGGGUGUGCAGCAACACCUGAGCAACACUCUAAAGAUGGCCGAGCAGGAUAACGCUGAAGCUCAGAGCGUGAUCUCCGCUCUGAAAGAUCGCAACCAUCACAUGGAGCGGAUCUUAGAGGUGGAGCGGCAGGAGCGGUCUGGCAUGGCCGCGAUGUUAGAGGACUGUAGGGUCUCUGUAAACAGCGACCAGGCUGAUCUGAGCCGUUGUCGGACCUUACUGGACCAGGAGAGGCAAAAGGUAGCAGAGCUCUACUCCAUCCACAAUGCUGGUGAUAAGAGCGAUAUCCACAAGCUCCUGGAAGGUGUCCGGAUUGACAAAGAGGAAGCCGAGGCCAAGGCCGCAAAGCUGCAGGACGACUUGGGACACGCUCGUACUGAGGUGGCUUGUCUGCAGGACACCCUCAAAAAGCUGGAUGCAGAGUACAGGGACUUCCAGAGCGAGGUGCAAAAAGAGUUGGCCGAGCAGAAAAGGACUUUGGAGAAGCAGCGCGAGGACAUGCAGGAGAAAGAGAGAGAGAUCGGCGACAUGAAGGAGACCAUCUUUGAGCUGGAGGACGAAGUCGAGCAGCAUAGAGCCGUCAAACUUCACGACAACCUCAUCAUCAGCGACCUAGAGAAUUCAAUGAAGAAGCUCCAGGAUCAGAAGCACGACAUGGAGCGAGAGAUCAAGAUCCUGCACCGCAAACUCAGGGAAGAGUCGGCAGAGUGGCGUCAGUUCCAGGCGGAUCUGCAGACCGCUGUGGUCAUUGCUAAUGACAUCAAAUCGGAAGCACAGGAGGAGAUUGGUGACCUCCGGCGCCGCCUGCAAGAAGCCCAGGAGAAGAACGAGAAGCUGAGCAAAGAACUGGAUGAAAUUAAAAACCGCAAGCAAGAUGAGGAACGUGGCCGUGUGUAUAACUACAUGAAUGCGGUGGAGAGGGAUCUGGCCGCCCUCAGGCAGGGCAUGGGACUGAGUCGACGCCCCUCCACAUCCUCUGAGCCUUCACCCACUGUAAAAACCCUCAUCAAAAGCUUCGACAGCGCCUCGCAGGGUCCCGGAGCCAAUGCUACUGCAAUCACUGCAGCGCCUGCUGCUACGAGCACAGCUUUGACUGCCACCUUACCACGAACACCUCUCAGCCCCAGCCCUAUGAAGACCCCGCCUGCUGCCGCAGUCUCACCCAUACAGAGACACUCAAUCUCUGGCUCUAUGGCUACCGCCAAACCCUUGUCCUCACUUGCAGACAAAAGACCGAGCUACACAGACAUCAGCAUGCCAGCCGAGCAUCUGCUUCGGGCAGCCAAUGGCAGUCGUCCAGCAUCAGCCCUCCAAAGAGUUUCUAACAUAGAUACAUCAAAAGCCAUUACAGUUCCUCGUAGAAGCAGUGAAGAGGCAAAGCGGGAUAUCAGUACUCCUGAUGGAGGUCCGGCUUCCUCUCUGAUAACCAUGGGAUCUGCUGCACCUCCUCUCUCCCUUUCUGCUUCCUCCUCCCCCACGGCCUCCAUCAACCCCACGGCACGCAGCCGUCUUCGAGAGGAGAGAAAAGACCCCCUGUCUGCUUUGGCUCGUGAAUACGGCGGUUCUAAGAGAAAUGCACUGCUGAAAUGGUGUCAGAAGAAAACCGAGGGGUAUCAGAACAUUGACAUCACCAACUUCAGCAGUAGUUGGAAUGACGGGUUGGCAUUCUGUGCUGUUCUUCACACGUACCUGCCCGCUCAUAUUCCUUAUCAGGAACUUAACAGUCAAGACAAGAGACGAAAUUUUACGUUGGCCUUCCAAGCAGCGGAAAGUGUGGGCAUCAAAUCCACUCUGGACAUCAAUGAAAUGGUCCACACGGAAAGACCAGACUGGCAGAGUGUCAUGACUUACGUCACAGCUAUCUACAAGUAUUUUGAGACCUGAGCACAUGUCCGUUUUCAAAUGAAGCGUCACACCUCAAUAACGAUAUUCGACUAACCCGAACGUAGCAUCUCACCUCAUCAUCCUGGGCUCUAACUUCAGCGCAAAUCAUGCCAUAUCAGUUUUAGCAAAUCACAAGGCCAAUUCAGUUAGCAUGUGGAUAUGACAGGAUACGAAAGGAAAUCCUGUACAGUUCAACUCAUGUCUUGGCAGAAUUAUAACACUACAGACUGCUGAGCAAAGCCUGUGGAUUUUCAAAUCAGACUUGAGGAAGAGCGAGGAGCUGCUUGCCGUGCCUUUCGCCACAUGAGAUCUUGCUUUAGAUGUUCGGAACAAGUUCUUCACCUUAAUUCACAAACUGAGUAUGUGUGGUUUGCUCAGUGCAGUGCCUAAUUGAAACACUUGUAAAGCACUUCCAUAGAGAGGAGUUGGACACUAAUGGGAAUUGUUAGAUUCACUAUAGCACACAGUCGGUGGUCUUGCCUUGUUUUAUUGAAAGCUUAUUGGGGGCACCUUUAUGUUUGACUGUGACGGAGUUUGGCUUGAAAUACUGCAUAUAAAAGAGGGAGGUCAGCAAUAAGCUUAUGUAACCUGUUGAGCCAUUUCAUGAAAAUAGUGCUGCUCAUCGCUAAACAGUAAGAUACUGUAGUAAACACUAUGUUGAGAAUUACAGCACAUGUGCAUGUACUGUCUAUAGUAUUCAUGGAAUUUAGUCCUUCGAUCCAAUGCCUGAACCAAAAAUGAAAUCUACCAAGUUUUCCUUUUUGUUUGUGAUUCAAUUAAGCUAACUUCUGUAGUUAAUCUAACGGUAUGUUCUUUCUCAGGAUAAGAAAAAAUGUCAAUAUUUAUCAAGAUAAUUAAUGCUAUAUGAUUCAUAAUAUGCUAUGAGCAGUGCUUUAUCACAUCAUCAAGCACAAAAAACGUAUUUAACGCAUUCAAAUGCACUAGUUCAAGCUGUAAAUGAAACUACAUUCCAGUGCAUUAGUAUGCAUGAAUUGAAGUUACAAAUGGCGACUGGUUUUCAGCCUGUUUGUGUGAGAGAGACAAUGCAAGAUGUUGUGACACUAUCACUUAUAGCCUGUGGUCCAGCUGUGCUGAAUUCACACAUUCUCUUUACAUGAAUAUGAACGCUGUUUUUAUAAGCGCAGUAUACUACAUCUCCAUCUGCAAAUAACUCUCAAAAAUAAUGCAAAGUUUGAGAGGAUACAAGAAAAGGCGUUGAAACGUUUUUCCUGUGUGUACCUUGAUUUUUUUUUUAAUGUAAUAUUUUGUUUGCCCGUUCAGUAUGUUUGUUUUAUUUUGGAUAAUAUAAUUCCUACUUGAAUUGCAGUGUAACUAACUAAACAGCCAUUUUUAGCCUUAGAGUUUGAUUUAUUCUCUAACUAAAUGACACUGUUUUUAGUUCCUCAUACACUUCUCUGGUAAUCUGUUCCGUACAAGUUCACAAGUCAAUACAGUUCAACCAUAGUGCCAGGUCUCCAGUAUUAAACUAUAUCACGUGUUUAUUAAACAGAAGUUGUCUUUGAACUGUAAAGACGAGAAGCGUUCCCGGUCUCACAUGAGCUUCAUUGUCUCGAAAGAGAUCGUGAUGUAUUUCAAUGACACAUUUCUUUUUUAUGCUUUAAAGAGCUUUUAUCAUAAAUACGAAUGUCAUACAGCAGAACUUCGCUCUGUUGCCUUUCAGAUUAUUGUUGUCGUUUUGUUUCUGUUUUUGAAUGUUGAACUCACUUUUGCUACAGUUUUAUUAUGAGAGCAUUAUCUCAAUACCACACGGUAAAAUAUGUCUUGUUUUAUAAACAAAUGUGAUGAGCAAUCAAUAUUCUGUUCCUUCAAAUAAAUGAAUCACAUCAUCUUGAA